AUGCUGCGAAGUACCUUCUUCCUUGUCAUCGUCGCCUACUGCUCAGGAGCCGACCCAGUGCUAUGGGGUUCUCGGAUUGUGGGAACACCGGCGGGACCAUCACCACCUAUGUAUUUCCGUCAUCCCAAAGAAGCCGCGAUAUUUGUGAUAAUUGAUGGCUUGAUGUCUCCAAUCAAAAUCGAAAAUGGCACGUGUUAUCUUGGCGAUAAAGUCUGGGGUUCCCCUUGCCAAAGGUAUAAAGAAAGUUCCAACAUCACCUUGAAAGACGUAUCCCUUCAGGAGGCAUUACAAAUCUGGGUUGAAUAUUUACCCAUUUCUACAGCAUUCUUUGUGCCGAAUUGUACUACUCAGACGUCAAAGGAAGGCAAGUCGAUUGAGCUGAAGAAUGCUUUGCUUGCAGAUGAAUUCGACUGGAAGACAUCGUUUCCGCUUUCUCGAUUUGGGAAGGGGCAAUCAAAUGUCGAAGUCGCAUUAGCUGUUCGAGGUGCAAACAGCCGGGGCUUGACAUCCCUUUAUCAGAACGGUAAAUUUGCGUGUGGUUGGAGGGGGACAACACUUGUUCUCUCUGAAUCUCCUGUCUGCCGUAAUAUGUCGAAAGAUGAAAAAUCCAAUCUAAGAACAUUUGUCCUGAACAUUACUCAAAAUACUAUUACUUCUAUUGGGUGGUAUACCUCUACUAGAAGGAUGACAGUUAAUAUUGACUGGACGCAAGAUGGUGUAUCGCCAGAAGUUGCGGAGUGUAAUGGCCCUGAGGUGAAGCACACUUCUACGAUUCUGGUUGCAUUGCUGUCGAUGCUCAUGCUAAUGAGAGCGCUGGCCGGUUGA
Molecule: messenger RNA, 825 nt
Organism: Echinococcus granulosus
Lineage: Eukaryota; Metazoa; Platyhelminthes; Cestoda; Cyclophyllidea; Taeniidae
Exons: 10
Coding region: 1-825 (274 amino acids)
Source: RefSeq, a predicted model, not a curated record